Dufourea novaeangliae is the source of this 1701-nucleotide messenger RNA. It is a transcript of the gene Galphai, whose product is annotated as guanine nucleotide-binding protein G(i) subunit alpha. The coding region runs from base 318 to 1388 and encodes 356 amino acids. Gene Ontology annotation, cellular component: heterotrimeric G-protein complex. Lineage: Eukaryota; Metazoa; Arthropoda; Insecta; Hymenoptera; Halictidae. The record is from RefSeq and is a predicted model, not a curated record. Gene Ontology annotation, biological process: adenylate cyclase-modulating G protein-coupled receptor signaling pathway. The transcript is spliced from 4 exons. Gene Ontology annotation, molecular function: GTP binding; G protein-coupled receptor binding; GTPase activity.
AGAGGGUAACGAGGAGAUCUCUGCCGAAGGAGAUCACCGUGUAAUUCGUGCGAUAAAUACGCGUCGUAACCCGAAGGGAACUGGAGCUGACAAACAGUGGCUGUGCGCGCGGGUGCGUGUCCGAUCCGUGCGCGUGUAUGCGAGGUGCAACCGCGUGCGGGCGGUUCCCACACGUCCGUGCAACAAGUGUCAUUAGACGGGACCGCGGCCAAGUGAAACCGGACUGACUGUUCUCGAGGGGUACGUGAUAGAGACACGGUGCAUGCUGCUGCCCGUUCUUCUUCGUCCAACGGUCUAAGAGAGGAUCACCGGCGAGGAUGGGCUGCGCGGUGAGCACCACCGGCGAGAAAGAAGCCGCGGAAAGGUCGAAGAAGAUCGACAAGGAUCUCCGAGCCGAUGGCGAGCGGGCCGCCAGUGAGGUCAAGCUUCUCUUGCUCGGAGCGGGAGAAUCUGGGAAAUCGACUAUAGUGAAACAAAUGAAAAUUAUACAUGAAACUGGUUAUAGCAAAGAAGAAUGCGAGCAGUAUAAGCCAGUAGUGUACAGUAACACGAUACAAAGUUUAAUGGCAAUAAUUAGAGCUAUGGGGCAGCUUAGAAUUGAUUUUGCAGAUCCCAAUAAAGCAGACAUAGCACGCCAAUUCUUUACCCUAGCUUCUGCAGCAGAAGAGGGAGAGCUAACUGGGGAACUAGUGCUAUUAAUGAAACGAUUAUGGCAAGACGCUGGGGUACAGCUUUGUUUCACGCGUAGUAGGGAAUACCAACUCAAUGAUUCUGCAGCGUAUUACCUUAAUGCCUUGGACCGUAUAGCCCAACCUAAUUACAUUCCCACUCAGCAAGAUGUACUCAGGACACGUGUAAAAACGACUGGAAUAGUAGAAACAAACUUUUCUUUUAAGGGUUUGCAUUUUAAAAUGUUUGACGUUGGCGGCCAGCGAUCGGAAAGAAAAAAAUGGAUACACUGUUUCGAGGGUGUCACCGCAAUUAUCUUCUGCGUUGCGCUGAGUGGUUAUGACCUGGUUCUCGCAGAAGACGAAGAGAUGAAUAGAAUGAUAGAGUCAAUGAAAUUAUUCGAUUCUAUCUGCAAUAGCAAAUGGUUUGUUGAAACAUCAAUCAUAUUAUUCUUAAAUAAGAAAGAUCUUUUCGAAGAUAAGAUCACGAGGAGCCCUUUAACUAUUUGUUUCCCGGAGUACAAAGGUGCCAAUACGUACGAGGAGUGUGCUUCCUACAUUCAAAUGAAGUUUGAGAAUUUGAAUAAAAGGAAAGAUCAUAAACAAAUUUACACGCAUUUCACGUGCGCUACCGACACGUCGAACAUACAGUUUGUGUUCGACGCUGUGACCGAUGUCAUAAUCAAAAAUAACCUGAGCAAUUGCGGAUUAUUAAGUUAAAUAUUCCAAUACUCUGUUGAAUCUGGAAUAAUAGAUAUAUGUCCAAGGUUUACGAACCUAUGUGAAAGCACGAAGGAUACACGUGAGACUGAACAAGAAUUGUUAGGACCAGAAAUGUUCUGUGUAUAUUAACAUAUUUGCCAAUCGCGUAAUGUUUUCACUUUGGCAUCCUAUCGAUGUUCACAAUAACGUUUGUUUAGUAUUACACGCUGAUUUAUUAGAUCUUAUUCGUCGCAACAUUGUUUUUCCAGGCAAAGCUUCACAAAUAUUUUAUACCGCAUUAAACUAGAAUUUAAUUUAUCGGCCAUUUUUA